Molecule: messenger RNA, 8443 nt
Organism: Stomoxys calcitrans (stable fly)
Lineage: Eukaryota; Metazoa; Arthropoda; Insecta; Diptera; Muscidae
Product: tetratricopeptide repeat protein 28
Exons: 7
Coding region: 600-8426 (2608 amino acids)
Molecular function (GO): protein binding
Source: RefSeq, a predicted model, not a curated record
UAAAAAAGACAAACGCGGCACCACGCGAAACUUUUGAUGGUCAAGUGUGCAAGUGUAGAUGGUUGUAUAGAUGUGUGUGUGUGUGCAACAGAAAAUAAAAGAUACAUAUGAGAUUUUCUUUAAGUAUUCGGCCUUCUCGAAUCAGAAAAAUUUAAAAGAAAAUACCCCACAUCAGCAAAAAAAAAAGCAAAUUCAAAGCAAAAAUUUAAAAGUCCAAAAAAGAAAUUGUUCCUAGAAUAUAAAGGAAAAGGCUUAAAUGGUUCUUGGCCGUCUCUUUACACUGAACAUGGUGCGGUAGAUGCGUUCUCAAUAAAUCAUCGCUGAAACAUUAAAAUUCGCGCUGUACUCCAUCGUCCGAAAGAAAACCAAUGGUGACAGAAAAACCAAAAUUUCCCUUCACGCGCGAGUAUUAGUGUGUGUGUGUGUGUGUGAAUGUGUUUGUUUUUGUGUGAGUGUGGCUGAACGAAGCAGCUUUUGGCCGUGUGGAAAAUGGCUAUAGCCAACUCAACACUUUCCCUCAAUUGAUACAUGAGUCUUAAGCGACAUGUGAAGAAGUUUUUAAAACACUCAAAAAAUAAAUAAAAUUAGAAAACGAAACAAUGACGAAUUAUGAAAAUUUACUAAACUUGCCGUUAAAUUUCAAUGGCAAUGAAUUAAAUGCAGAACUGGCCAAUGCAAAUGUAACCCACGAUGCUGUAAAAAUGUCCCAGAGAGAUUUCUCAGAGAAUGAACCAGAAUGCAAUGCUGAACUGACGGCUGCUAAUCGUGCGCUAUUUUUGGAAAAAGUUCGUCAAUCGAAUGCCGCUUGUCAAAAUGGAGAUUUUGGCACCGCGGUCAUACUUUAUACCGAUGCCCUGCAAUUGGACCCCAGCAAUUACAUACUGUACAGUAACCGCUCGGCGGCUCGCCUAAAACAAGGACAAUUUGCCUUGGCUCUGCAGGAUGCCACCAAGGCUCGUGAGCUGUGCCCCCAAUGGCCGAAAGCCUAUUUUCGCCAAGGCGUUGCAUUGCAAUGCCUCGGUAGAUAUGGCGAAGCGCUGGCUUCCUUUGCGGCCGGCUUAGGACAGGACCCGCAGAACAAGCAACUAUUAUCUGGCCUGCUGGAAGCAUCAAUCAAAAGCCCUCUGAGACAUGCCCUCGAACCGACAUUCCAACAGUUACGUACUAUGAGCUUGGAUCAGUCGCCCUUUGUGGUCAUAUCGGUUGUAGGACAGGAACUACUGCAGGCUGGCCAAUAUCACUCGGCAGUAACGGUGCUGGAGGCUGCCUUGCUCAUUGGCUCGUGUUCGCUGAAGUUAAGGGGAUCAGUUUUCAGUGCCCUCAGCUCGGCCCAUUGGGUUCUCAAUCAAUUGGACAAAGCCAUUGGCUAUAUGCAGCAGGACCUGGCAGUGGCCAAAAGUCUGGGAGACACGGCCGGUGAGUGUCGAGCGCACGGCAAUUUGGGUUCUGCCUAUUUCAGUCAAGGUUCCUUCAAAGAAGCUCUAACGGCUCACAGAUACCAACUGGUGCUUGCCAUGAAAUGCAAGGACACCCAAGCGGCGGCGGCUGCUCUAACAUCCCUGGGUCACGUGUACACUGCAAUAGGGGAUUAUCCAAAUGCAUUGGCCAGCCACAAGCAGUGCGUGCAGCUGGUCAAGCAGAUUGGCGACCGACUGCAGGAGGCGCGGGAGAUAGGUAAUGUCGGGGCAGUGUUUUUAGCCAUGGGAGAUUUUGACUCUGCGGUAGACUGUCACACGCAACAUCUGAGAUUGGCGCGCAAGCUUGGUAAUCAGGUUGAAGAGGCAAAGGCGUACUCAAACUUGGGCUCCAGCCACCACUAUCGACGCAAUUUCUCCCAGGCCAUGACCUUUCACGAACAAGUUUUGAGAAUAUCCCAACAACUGGGGGACCGCAACAUUGAAGCAAGGGCCUACGCCGGUUUAGGGCAUGCCGCUCGAUGCGCUGGCGACAUUGUACAGGCCAAGAAGUGGCACGAGAAACAGCUGGAAAUGGCACUAGCGUCACGUGACAAGGUCGGAGAGGGAAGAGCGUGUUCCAAUUUAGGAAUUGUUUACCAGUUGCUGGGCGAACAUGACGCCGCACUGAAAUUACACCAGGCUCACCUCACUAUAGCAAGACAGUUGCACGAUAGGGCUGGAAUGGGCCGGGCCUAUGGCAACAUUGGCAAUGCCUACUCGUCGGCCGGCCUGUAUGAAGCAGCCAUAAAAUAUCACAAACAAGAGCUGAUUAUUAGCAAGGAGGUGAAUGACCGCAGCGCCGAAGCCUCUACUCACGGAAAUCUUGCUGUGGCAUAUCAAGCCCUGGGUGCUCACGACAUGGCCAUGAUUCACUACCGGGCACAUCUGAACAUAGCUAGGGAGCUGAAAGAUACGCAAGGCGAAGCCUGUGCCCUUUUAAACCUGGGCAAUUGUCUCAGUUCCCGCCAAGAAUUCUCCCAUGCCGUUCCAUAUUAUGAGCAAUACUUAAUGUUGUCCCAGGAGUUGGGCGACGUAGCGGCCGAGGGUAAGGCCUGUCACUUUCUCGGCUACGUUCACUACUGCAUUGGCAACUUCAGAGAGGCUGUACGCUAUUAUGACCAGGACUUGGCUUUGGCGAAAGAUCUACAGGACAAAAUAAACAUGGGGAGAGCCUACUGCAACUUGGGACUGGCGCAUCUUGCUCUUGGGAAUACCCAGGCAGCAUUGGAGUGUCAGAAAUAUUUCCUGGCCGUGGCCCACAUGACCAACCAUUUGUCGGGCAAAUUUCGCGCCCUUGGCAAUAUCGGCGACAUACUCGUAAGAACGGGCGAAAUUGAGGAGGGAGCCAAAAUGUACCAACGUCAGUUGACUUUAGCUCGCCAUUCGCGCGAAAGGUCUAUGGAGGCGGCAGCCUGUGGGGCCCUCGGCUUGGCGCACAGGCUCGUCAAAAAAUUCGACAAAGCCUUAGGGUACCACACGCAGGAGUUGUCGUUGCGCCAUCAAAUGGCCGACUUGAAAGGAGAAUGCAAAGCCCAUGGCCAUUUGGGGGCUGUGCACAUGGCUCUGUAUAAUUACACUCAAGCUGUGAAGUGCUACCAGGAUCAGCUGGCAAGGGCCCAGGAGCUACAGGACUCCGCUAUUGAAGCUCAGACGUUUGGCAAUCUGGGAAUUGCAAAACUGAAUAUGGGACAUUACGAAGACGCCAUCGGUUAUUUGGAACAGCAACUGGGAACAUUGGAACGUGUCAACCUGCCGACCACCCAGCACGACAGGGCGCGAGCCUUGGGACACCUGGGCGAUUGCUACGACGCCCUGGGUGACUACGAAGAAGCCAUAAAAUGCCACGAACGUCAUUUGCAGUUGGCAACAGAAUUGCAAAGCUUUCGCGACCAGGAGAAGGCCUAUCGAGGAAUGGGUCACUGUCACCGCGCCCUUGGCAACCUACAGGAGGCUCUCGUGUGCCUUGAAAAGCGUUUAGUGGUGGCUCACGAAUUGGGAAGUCCCGAUGUCAAGGCCGUAGCCUAUGGAGAUUUGGGCAACAUUCACUGCGCUCUGGGUAACCACGAACAAGCCGUCAACUGUUUAGAACACCAACAAGAAAUCGCCAGAGAGUUGGGAGAUCGAAUACUCGUAUCGGAUGCUACGAGCGCAUUGGGCAAUGUCUAUCAGCGGAUGGGCGACAACGAUGGGGCGCUGAAGUUGCAUAAAAUGGAUUUGGAAAUGGGUGAUCACUUGGGAAAUGCUGGCAUGCAGGCAAGAGCUUGUGGCAAUCUGGGUGCCGUAUAUGAGGCCAUUCGCUCCUACGAUGAUGCUGUAAAGUUCUACGAGAAACAAUUGACCAUGACGACAGACCACCUCAGCAAAACGUUUGCUUGUGGAUCGUUGGGACGCGUAUUUCACCAAAUGGGUCAACACGCCGAGGCCAUUAACUAUCUCAAACAAGGGUUGGCCAUAGCACAAUCCAUCAAUAAGUCGGAAGAAGAAGCUAAAAUAAGACAUCAACUAGGUCUUGCCUUAAGGGCUUCCGGCGACAAUGAAGGAGCUAAGCAUCAGAUGGAAAACGCUGCUCAACUUUUGGAGUCUGUACGAUACGAUCAACGCAGCCCAGAUGCUCGUAGCAACCUAUUCGACCUACAGACAUCGUGCUAUCACAUUCUCCAGCAGAUCUUUGUGGCCAUGCAGCGCAACGAAGACGCAUUAGUGGCCGCCGAGCGCUGCAAGGCCCGCUCUUCUCCAGACACGAAUAGCAUUACGCGCAAAACAAUGAUGACUUGCAGCGAACACAUCUACGACAUUGUCAAUCGCACCAAGAACAAUGUCCUCUACUUUAGCUUGGCCAUCGACGAGUUGUACGCGUGGUUUUUGCAGCCGCAAAAAGGAAUUGUGCGCUUUCAUGCCAUUAAGAUCAGUGAGGAAACUCUGAAAAUGUCUUCCGAGAAAUUGGCGGAACACGCCAAAGACUCCGAGGAUAAGGAGAGCCUGCUUGAGCGAUACAUCAACAUGGUGCGUGACAACUUGGGAGUGAACUCGGACACCGUGCUGCACGAGGGUGAUGGCAGCGGUUGGCGUUCAUCGUCGGAGAAUCUCCUGGAUGACUUUUCCAACGAGAGAUCUGGCUUCCUGCGCAUGGUCAAUCGGAACCAUCUGAUGAACUCAUCUAACUAUUCCCUAAGUUCGCUCUUCAGUUUGGGUUCGGUGGGCGGGUCGGUUGCCAGCAGCUUGCAGGGGUCUACCCGUUCCAUAGGAAGCUUGCAGGGAUCUGCACGCUCGCGGAGAGCUCCCAUGCUACCCGUCUGGCAAGGCCCUUCCUGUUUGCACACCUUGUUUAACAUAUUAAUGGCCCCGUUCGAUGACCUCCUACCCACGGGUGGAGCGGUCUCCAGACAGGGAAGGAAGGAACUGAUUUUAGUACUCGAUAACGAGCUAUACCUGGUGCCAUUUGCCAUACUGCGCAGUUCACAGGAAGAUGGAGAAUAUCUAUCAGAAAGGUGUUCGCUUAUUACGGUUCCUUCUCUGCACUCGCUGCGCAUCAAGAGUAAGAUACUACGCUCCCGAGAACUGGCGGAGAAUUUGAACACAGCGCUGGUAGUAGGCGGUCCACGCAUACCAACCACUUUGGCGGAGACUUGGCGGUGGUCAGAAUCGCCCGCCUCCCUGCAAGAGGCGGCAAUGGUGGCCGAUAUGCUGCAAGCUAAAACGCUCGUGGGCUGCAACGCCACUAAAGAGGCUAUCAUCUCCGAAUUGCCCUCGGCCGAAUGUGUGCAUUUCGCUGCAAAUCUGAGUUGGAAACUGGGAGCUGUUGUUUUGAGCCCUGGCGAUGUAGUGGAUUCACAGUCUCAGAAGCGAUUCUAUCAGUCAUCGAACACUGACACACCUUCCGAGCAGGAUCACGAGACUCCCGAACUGUCGGGAGGCAACAUGGAAUUGCCACAACUGUCAGACUUUAUUUUGUCAGCGGUCGACGUUUUGAACAUUAAGCUCAACGCGAAACUGGUGGUUUUAAGUUCCUAUCACUCCAUUGAGCCCAUAACUGGUACGGGCGUGGCGAAUUUGGCUGGCAGUUGGUUGAGUGCUGGUGCGGGCGCGGUCCUCAUCUCUUUGUGGCCAGUGCCAGAGACAGCGGCCAAAAUUCUACUAAGAGCUUUCUACUCGUCCCUACUUCAAGGGGCCAGAGCAGCAAGAGCUUUGGCCGAAGCUAUGCAGACUGUGCAGCACACCAAACAUUUUGCCCAUCCUGCCAAUUGGGCCGGAUUUCUUUUGGUGGGCGGAAAUGUGCGUCUAUCCAACAAAGUUGCUCUCAUGGGCCACGCCUUGUGCGAACUCAUGCGCACCCCUGACAAGUGCCGAGAUGCCUUGCGCGUCUGUCUUCAUUUGGUGGAAAAAAGCCUACAACGCAUACACCGAGGGCAGAAAAAUGCCAUGUAUACCACGCAGAAGAGUAUCGAAAAUAAGGCGGGCCCAGUGGGCGGUUGGAAGGAUCUACUGAUGGCUGUCGGCUUUCGUUUUGAGCCCGCCGCCAAUGGGAUACCAUCCAGUGUCUUCUUCCCCCAGACUGAUCCCGAGGACAGAUUGUCGCAGUGUUCAGCCAGUCUACAGGCGCUGCUCGCUUUAACACCCCUUACUCUGCAGGCUUUAGCCAAACUGGUCGGUAGCUCCGACAUGGCCGAUGACAUAAUAGCAGUAAUACGCAACGUUUUGGCCCAGUACCCACCCAAAGGUAGUCCAGAGACCGAAGCGGCCAUAGAAAUUCCGCUCUCAGUUAGGUUGUGGCGUGUGGCCGGUUGCCACGAGCUGUUAGCCUCGAUGGGCUUUGACUUGACGGAGGUGGGACAAGAUCAGGUUACCUUGCGUACGGGGAAACAAGCAAAUCGACGCAUCUGUCAAUUCGUUUUACAAGCUCUCCUGGCUCUGUUUGAUACCCAGGAGGCUCCCAAGAGUCUAGGAUUGGAUUCUUCAAGCAGUUGUGAGUCCUUGAUCGAAGACAACGGCACAGAUGUUACUGUUUCAAAUGCGCCAAACAAUCAUCAACAUCUAACGUCGACGCCCCACCAGGCGUUGGUAACCGAUCCUGCUAAAGCGCCACUGAAUAUGGGCAUGUCCUUGCCCCCCUUGCCGAUAAAUCGUUCCCGCUUAAUAAGUACCGGCAGCGGAGCCUUCAUUUCUUAUGUGCGACGACGUGGCGAACCCGACGGCGGUCGAACCGAUAACGAAACUAUGCCAACGGCCAGUGCCGCGUGUAGUUCGUCCACCAUUUACCCUAUCUUGGAUCAAUCCAGUCUCAAUAACACCACAGACAGUGAACUCUCAGAUGGUUAUAUAUCUCAAAGUCAUAUAACCAAGACAAGUACCUGUCGUCUACCGUCGUCCACUUUAAGGGGUCCAGUGCGAGUUUCCAGGCCUGGCGGUGGCGGCGAAAGUGAUGCCGCAUUUACCCCCAGCCCCCCAGUCACCACACAAACCCAAGUUGAUCCCAACGUGUCCCUGGCCCUAGCUCACCAAACAAGAAUUAGGAACUUGUAUUCGGGCUCAACCAUGGGCUAUUUGGGAGAUUCAGUUAUUCCGGAGAUAUCCGCUGUGCCAAACACAGUCGGCCGCCGCCCAGACAGUUCAAGUUCUGCAAGCUCGACCACCGACUGGGAAGGAUCUGGUCAUGCCACUGUUCUGCGGCGAGGUGGUCACAUGCCGCCAUUGCCACCGCCAAGGCAAAACAUGCCUUUGGUUGAUAGUCUGAGGCCGUUGGCUCCCAUGGCCCCAGUUUACAACAACUUGAAUGCCAACAUGGCGUCGACUGCCGCUGGCGCCAAUGCGGAUUCCAACAGUAGCGAGUCGGAGUUCGAAAGAACUCUAAAAGUAGGCCAGUUGCCUAUGUCGCAUUUCAGACUGAAACCAAAAAUCAAGCUGGGAAGUGCCCAAACAUCGGUCGCGGCCAGAGUUAGCAAAGAGCACGCCCUCUUCAUGGAUCGACUUAAUGUUCGCACAGAAGUCAAUUCUCAAAGUACCCCAAACGUAGCACCACCAGCAACAGCCACAUCUGUCACCAACAACACUGCAGGCAGCAGAAAGGCCAUAAGUUUGCCCGACGAUGAAGACAACCCUCUGGUAUUCAGCGCUCCCACCUCCCUCUACUUCUCCCAAGCAGACAGUGAUGCUCUACAAGAAGCUAAGAAGGAUUCAAAGCCGGUCAGUGGCCAUGGUACUGCCGCACCCGGCACAGGUAACUCAACCGGGCAAGGCGCCGUUGCCAAGGAAGCGGUCAAAUCCAAUCAGAAGACAAUUCAGGACUCCAUAAUGCGCCACAUGAACAGAGAGAUGACCCCCACCAUCUCUGAAGUCUAUCAUGAGCGUAACAUAGGUCUGGGUCUGGCGCCACCGCUCUCCAAGCUAUUGCUUAGUAAAAACUAUGACGAAUCGGAGCAAGCCUGCAAGGCCACGCCCAACAAUUCGAUUGCUGCCCUAAGUCUAGCAGAAGCUUCCAAUGACAUUGAGCUAAGUGGGGCCUCGUCUUCGUCCUCCGUCAGCACCACAAACACUAAAACCCUAAAUACCCAGAGCUCCAGUGGCAACAACGCAACGCCCAAAGAAGAAUGUCCAACUUGCGGUGAGCCCGAUGACAUUAUUUGUCGCUGCAAAGCAGCCACCGUUCAGAAGAAAUCUUCCCACAAGCCUUGGCUGAGCAAUGUGCCCUCGAGCAUUGUGAAGGCCAGUGAUCUGACAACGGCCGACAUCUUGGAACGGCAAAAUAAAAUUCGCACCAGUGUUAACAAGGAAGUAGGCAAUCUGGCGUCCACCGCUCCCAAUUCCCUAUCCAACCUCAAACGAGUGCCCAGCCCCUUCAAUGAGUUUUGUCGUCGAGACGAGGGCGAUGGCCGAUCUGUGGCCGAUUCCCAGUGCAGCAGUAACUACAAAAACAUCACCAUCCUAAAGACCGACGCACCACCUACCAUUUCCGUAGCAAGUAGGAAGGUCUAAUGCAAACACCCCCCACC